GUGAUGCCUAACUUCAAAUUGUUUUGCCUGAUUCAUCAAAAAAAAUUAUGGUUAUAAAUACGCCAUUUGGUUUAUUCCAAUACCAAAGAAUGCCAUUUGAAAUUUCAAGCGCUCCAGGAAUUUUCCAAAGAUUUAUGGAAGAAGUUGUUUCCGGAAUACCUGGCUGUGCAGUGUACCUUGAUGAUAUUAUCGUUACUGGUCGUAAUAAUGAAGAACACAUUCAAAACUUAAAAGCCUUAUUUCAAAGGUUAGAGUACCAUGGUCUUAGAUGUAAACAAGAAAAAUGUACUUCUGCUCAGUCAAAAAUUGAAUAUGUCGGACAUGUUAUAGAUUCAAAUGGUAUCAUGCCAUCGGAAAAAAGAUUGGAUGCCAUUCGUCUCAUGCCUCAACCAAAGAACCUCAAAGAAGUCGAAGCUUUUAUUGGUAAGUUGAACUACUAUAAUAAGUUUAUAGAAAAUUUUUCUACGAAAGCCGCACCUUUAAAUGAGCUACGAAAAAGUAAUGUUAAGUUUAUAUGGGCCCAAAACAGGAAGAAGCUUUUCAGACAAUGAAAAAUGAUAUAAUUCAAGUAGCAAAAUCAUAAUGAACUAUAUGAUGAAAACUUAACAAUAAUUUUAGCCACAAAUGCUUCCAAAAAUGGAAUAGGAGCUGUUUUAUCGCAUCGAUAUCCAGAUGAUACAGAAAAACCAAUCUCAUUUGCGUCAAAACUCUAAAUAGCAGUCAGUGCAAUUAUUCCCAGAUAGAAAAGGAAGCUUUGGCAAUUGUUUUUGGAGUAACUCGUUUUCAUCAAUAUAUUUAUGGGAGACAUUUUGAGUUAACAACAGAUCAUCAAGCACUUACAACAAUAUUUCAUCCUCAUAAAAAAUUACCGAUUAUGACAUUGCAUCGUCUUCAAAGGUGGGCGGUUAUUUUACAAUCUUACGAAUAUAAUAUUCGAUAUAAAAAUACAAAAAAUCAUGCGAAUGCAGAUGCAUUAUCAAGGUUACCCAUGGGUGAAGACAUCGAGUUUGAUAAUUAUGAAAAAAGUAUGCUUGAUAUUGAGAAUAUUUAUGAAUCAACUAUAGCAGAUUUUCCUAUCGAUGCUCAUAUUAUUGCAGAACAUAUAAAAAAUGAUAACAUUCUGAGAAGUGUAUCAAAGUAUAUUACAGAGGGUUGGCCUGAAAAUAUCAAAAAAUCACAAAGUGAGUUGCUACCCUAUUAUUUAAGAAAAAUGUCUUUGUCGCUUGUAAAUGGAGUUAUCCUUAUUCAAACUGAUCAUAUAAGAGUAGUUAUUCCGACAUCUUUACAUAAACAAAUUUUAUAUGUGAUCCAUGAAGGUCAUUGGGGAAAAAGUCAAAUGAAGCAAAUUGCACGACGAUAUGUCUGGUUUCCUAAAAUUGAUGAAGCUAUUGAAAACAUUUCAAAAUGUUGUUCCACCAGUCAAGAAGCUGGUAGUAAUCCAAAUAGAGAAUUUUCAUCUUGGCCAAAAGCAACUAAACCUUGGGAGAGAAUUCAUGUCGAUUUUGCUGGUCCAUUCUUUUCUCAAAUGUGGUUAAUAGUGGUAUACGCAUAUUCUCGUUUUCCAUAUGUAAUUGAAAUGUCAACCGCUACAUCGUCUACAACUAUUCAUGCUCUUCGAGAUAUAUUUUCGGUCGAAGGUCUACCUAAUACCAUCGUAAAAGACAAUGGAAGUCAAUUUACUUCUAAAGAUUUUGAAGAAUUUUGUCGAAGAAAUGCUAUAGAACAUAUCACAAGUCCACCAUUCCAUCCCUCAUCAAAUGGUUUAGCUGAGCGAACCGUACGAACGUUUAAAGAAUCUUUUAAGAAAAAUAUGUGUGAUAAGCAAGAUAAAAGUAGAGCUGUGUUUAAAUUUUUGUCUACAUAUAGAUCUACCCCAAACACUGUAACUGGUAAGUCACCAGCAGAACUCCUCCAUGGAUGCCAACCUCGUACUAUUUUAUCAGCCCUGUUUCCUUCAAAACAUUCAAAAGUGGAAAAUCAAACGAAAUUUAAAGUCAACGAUUUAGUGUACGCUAGAAAUUUUGCUGGGACGAAAAAAUGGAUAGAAGGCACUAUUACAAAUGUUGAAGGAAAAAUGAUGUAUGCGAUUAAAUGUAAGUGAGGUAAUAUAAGUAGACAUCAAAAUCAAAUAAAAAGCCGAACAUCGCAAAACAUACCCAAACUACAAACUGAUAAAGAUACUGAUAUUAUUGAAUUUCCUAUUAAUACAUCCAGCAAUUUAGAACAGCAUUCCAGCUCUGGAACAAGUGAGCCAAUACAAGAUAGAAACCUAAGUUCACCACCAUCUAUAUAACCCGAGAACGUUGAACUGUUGUCUAAUGAACAAAAUGAAAAUACGUUAUCUACAAACACUAAUUUGCAAAUUCGUUAAUAAUUUUUUCAUAUUUUAAUUCAUUCUUUAUCAAAUUGUUGAAAUAAAUAGUUUCA
Molecule: messenger RNA, 2427 nt
Organism: Lucilia cuprina (Australian sheep blowfly)
Lineage: Eukaryota; Metazoa; Arthropoda; Insecta; Diptera; Calliphoridae
Exons: 1
Coding region: 875-2101 (408 amino acids)
Biological process (GO): DNA integration
Molecular function (GO): nucleic acid binding
Source: RefSeq, a predicted model, not a curated record